GUAUGUAAUGAGAUAGACUAUUGGUGAAAGGUGGCGGGUAUCACCGAAUUCCAGCAUUGGACCACGCCAAAUUUCGGUAUAUAUACUUCGAGAGGAGAGGUCCAGAUUUAUUCCAUUUGGUUCGUUCAAUCAUGGCAUUCAAAUUCGUAACUUUCGCCACCCUUUUGGCUGUUGCCCGUGCUGGCAACUUGGGAUAUGCCACAGCUCCAGCUGUUUCCUACUCUAGCAUCUCAGCUCCAGUUGCGCACUACGCUGCACCAGCUGUAGCUCAAGUCGCAUCUUACGCAGCUCCAGCUGUAUCUUACUCUAGUGUCUCAGCACCAGUUGCCCACUACGCAAGCCCAGCUAUUGCCAAAGUAGCCACCUACUCUGCACCAAUUGCUCACACCUACUCUUAUGCUCCAUCUGUCCAAACCUACUCAGCUCCAGUUGCCCAUACUUAUGCCGCCGCCCCAGUAGCUUACGCUGCCGCCCCAGCUAUCACCAAAUACGCUGCUCCUCUUGCCUACGCUACCCCAGUUGCCAAAACUAUUGUUGCCGAACAAGAAGCACCAGCUAACUACGAUUUUGGAUACUCCGUCAACGACCCCCACACCGGAGACAGCAAAUCCCAACAAGAAUCUCGCCACGGUGAUGUUGUCCAAGGAAGUUACUCCCUCAUCGAAUCCGAUGGAACCAAACGUACCGUAGAAUACACCGCUGAUGCCCACAAUGGUUUCAACGCUGUUGUCCACAAAGAACCAGCAACCGUAGCUGUCAAAACCGCCGUACCAGUUGUAGCCAAAUACGCUGCACCAGCUAUCUCCUAUGCUGCCCCAGUUGCCAAAGUAGCUUAUGCAGCUGCACCAGCUAUCUCCUACGCUGCUGCCCCAGCUCUUUACCAUCACUAAGUGUUAUAUUUUGACUGAUUGUUAUGUAAAUAGAACUGUAUUUAUUAUGGGCAAAAAUGUUCGAGUGAUUCUUGAAUAAAUGUUCUUAUAUUCA
Harmonia axyridis is the source of this 984-nucleotide messenger RNA. RefSeq names its product cuticle protein 16.5-like. NCBI's taxonomy places the organism in Eukaryota, Metazoa, Arthropoda, Insecta, Coleoptera, Coccinellidae. The coding region runs from base 132 to 890 and encodes 252 amino acids. The record is from RefSeq and is a predicted model, not a curated record. The transcript has 2 exons. Gene Ontology annotation, cellular component: extracellular matrix.